CGCGAAUGUAAUAAUUGUUUGUCCGCUAAGUUACUCAAAAAAAAAAUAAUAAAAAUAAGUUCUGAGGAUUUAAGUGAAUUGCAGAAAGAUGUCUGUGGUUACGUUCGAAAAGCCGCUAACGCACAUCGGGCUGGCCGAUUGGUACGCAAAGCAGUGGCAAUUGCAACAAACAAACGACACACGUCGAAACGAUGCGUUCAACCUGAGACACGAGGCGCGCCAACUGCGAAACGAGACCAACAUUCGCACGGAAUGGGACACCUACCACAACAACGUGCGGCUGUCCGAGCGGGUCACGCAGAUGGACAGGAUAUUGUACGAGCUGCAAGCGCUGAUGGAACGGUUGGAGCACGAGAUGAACAUGCUCAAGUCGGAAAAAUUCGAUGCCGAGAGGGACUUGGACGCGCUCGGCAUACCGAUGUCGGUUAUAUCCGAGUGCAUUUCCAUGAGGGAUUGCCGCCUCGGCGUCGAGCUUACUUACGAUGAUGGCGAUACAGAACUCAAAAAGGAACUAUGCAUCGUGGAAGGGGUCAAAAAACUUUUUGUCGAAAGGUUGCAGGCAACAUGGGAAAAAGUAAACAAACUUGAGGAACUAAAAUUUAAAGUGAAUCUGGAGAUAAACGAUAAAGCCGAGGCUGCCGAAAUCGAUAAAGAACAACUGGAGUUGAAUAAAAAUUGCGCCAAUAUAACUUUUAAAAUCGACCCCCUUCGCAUUGUUAAAAAUUCGGUAACAUAUGAAACCUGGCUACAGCACACUGAUUACAUACGGAGAUUAGCCAACAACGAGUUGGUCGACACCCACAAAUUUCGAGAAGCCUUAUUCGUUGUACGCGAAAGGGCCAGAAAUGACAUGCUCGCGCAAAGAGACCGCACCGAUUUUACGCUGAGGAAGAGAAUAUACGAAACGCAAAAAUCAAGAAACGAGCUCGAGUGGCAGCUAUUAAAAAUGAGGGAAGAAAUGGACAAGGUACUUAAAGAGAUAAAGACUUUGGAAGAUUCUCUUGAUGCAAAGACUGACGCUUUAAAAUUGUGCGAAACCAGAUUGGAGAACCGUUCUUACAGACCAGGUUUUGAAUUGGCAAUUGACGAAGUUGAAGAGGGCUUGAAGGCCGAAGUGUUGUCGUUAAAACAAACCAAACAGGUUUUAACAGACAAAAUAAAUUGCGCAAAGGCAACCUUUAACAUGUUGGAGGAUCAACAAGUUUUGAUCGAUCAGGACUUGUUUAAUAAAAAUCAGUCGUUGAUGACCGAUAUUCGUUGUUUGGACAUGAGGAUUCGUUUGAGACAGGGACAAUUGGCUGGGCCCACUAACGACACUGACAGAAACAUACAACUUACUCGCAUGGAAAAAGAAAUUCCACCAACAUAGAUUUGACAGUCCACUUUUUAAAAAUUUAACUGUAGUAGUUUGUGCAAAAAAAAUUUAAAAUUUUUGUUACAAUAGAAAACUUGUAUACACUUUUAC
Messenger RNA from Brassicogethes aeneus, 1465 nucleotides. NCBI's taxonomy places the organism in Eukaryota, Metazoa, Arthropoda, Insecta, Coleoptera, Nitidulidae. The record is from the annotation of a GenBank genome assembly.